Messenger RNA from Entamoeba invadens IP1, 1125 nucleotides. RefSeq lists its product as hypothetical. Gene Ontology annotation, biological process: double-strand break repair via synthesis-dependent strand annealing; telomere maintenance via recombination; resolution of mitotic recombination intermediates. Gene Ontology annotation, cellular component: Rad51C-XRCC3 complex; replication fork. Bases 1 to 1125 code for a protein of 374 amino acids. The transcript is spliced from 2 exons. Gene Ontology annotation, molecular function: four-way junction DNA binding. Lineage: Eukaryota; Evosea; Mastigamoebida; Endamoebidae. The record is from RefSeq and is a predicted model, not a curated record.
AUGAUCGCUCAAUUUAAAGGAAAUUUGACUAAACAACAGCAAGACGUCAUCGAUGUUCUUGCUGCUGGAGUGGAAGAUCCAGACUUACUGUUUCUGACUUCCAUUGAUGAAUUGUGUGGGAUUUACUCUGAGAAAUAUGGCACAAUGAAUCAAGAAGAAAUAGUUGAUUUAAUUAAACAAUAUAGUUUGUAUGUCUCCCAAGAAACACUGCAGAGGCAAAGCAUUUCAAACUUGUUACGAGUCGAACCGACGAAAUUAAAGUAUGGAAUAUCUCUGUUUGAUCAAUAUUUUCCUACAUUAAAACCAGAGGGGAUUAUUGAAAUAGCAGGCGAGGCGGGUGCUGGGAAGUCACAGUUGUGUAUCCAAAUCAUGGUGGUCUCCGAAGUGAUGUAUACUAUGCCAUGUUACUAUAUAACUGACCAACCAUUUCGGUAUUAUGAACGAGUUAAGAGUAUGUCUGAGUAUUACUGUGACCUCUUUAAUAGUGAAACUAUAGAUGUGAAUCGACUGAUUCAAGUCUCAGAAGUGAAGUCGUUUGAAGAACUUAAGCAAAGACUUGUUCUUGUCGAUUCAAUGAAGACUUGUGGACUUGUAGUGAUCGACUCUUUUGGAGGAAUACUUAAAGACGCAUUCGAAGACAAAUAUACCGAAAGAGGAGUUGCUAUAACAUGGACGGGAAUGAUGUUAAACAACUUAAUUAAUAAAGGACAUGUCGUUAUAGUUACGAAUCAAGCCGUCGCGAAUAUUAAAGACGAUACUAACAAGGACAAAAUGAUAUUCGACUUUUUAAUGGGGAACGAAGAAACUCGAGACCUUGAGAUACAAAAUGGACUCGGUGUCGUUUGUGAGGGAGGUGAAUUGAAUACUCCAAGUGGAAUGCAAUGGGCAUAUUGCGUAAGAACUCGACUCUUCUUGUUCAAAACUAAUGAAACACUCGAACACGCUUAUGAUACAUUCACCGAUGAAUGUAAAGAACAACUCGAAGGACUUGAUGAAAGCACUUUCAAAAAUGUAUCCAUCAGAAAGGCAGUCGUUAAUAAGUCAAAUGAAGUCGAAAAAGGUAUUUGCUUGGAGUACUGUAUUUUAGAGUCUCACGUCUGUGGGUUGGAGAGAAUGGAAGAUUGA